CCACUGAUCAGUACAACAUUCCGUCGUCGUGUCUCCACCAAAGCAAGUGUUGGUCAUCUCUAUCUAUCAAUGGGAUUCGCUACCACACUCAACUGUUCUUCAAUACUCUUUCUCAUCUCAGGGAUUGUUCUUCUAUAUCCAAUCAUGGUGGCUUCAAUCGGAAUCAACUAUGGCCAGAUCGCUAACAAUCUUCCUGCACCGGAAAACGUUAUCCCGUUGGUUAAAUCUGUCGGCGCGACCAAAUUAAAACUCUACGACGCAGAUCCACGAGUUCUCAAGGCAUUCGCCAACACCGGAGUCGAGUUCAUAGUCGGACUCGGAAACGAAUACUUGUCCAAAAUGAGAGACCCAAACAAGGCUCUAGCCUGGGUAAAAACAAACGUCCAAGUUUAUUUACCAGCCACAAAAAUUAUUUGUAUUGCAGUCGGAAACGAAGUGUUAACCUUCAACGACACUUCACUCUCCGAUGACCUCCUUCCCGCUAUGCAAGGUGUACACACAGCUCUUGUCAAUCUCAACCUCCACAAGCAAGUCAGUGUCACCACGGCACACUCCUUGGCCGUACUCCAGAUCUCCUACCCCCCGUCCGCCGGAGCUUUCCGCACAGAUCUCACCGCUUGUAUAACUCAGAUUUUGAAUUUCCAUGUCAAAACCGACUCUCCUUUUCUCAUCAAUGCCUACCCCUUCUUCGCAUACAAGGCUAAUCCCAAACAAGUCCCCAUCGAUUUCGUUCUAUUUCAGUCCAACACGGGCAUUGUGGAUCCUAUUUCGAACCUUCACUAUGACAACAUGUUGUUUGCUCAGAUCGAUGCGGUUUAUUCUGCUCUUGCUUCGUUAGGGUUUAAGAAAUUGUGUGUGCAGAUCUCGGAGACAGGUUGGCCUUCGAAAGGAGACGAAGACGAGGCGGGGGCAACUCCGGAGAACGCAAAGAAGUACAAUGGGAAUCUGAUGAAGUUGAUUGCUCAGAAUAAAGGUACGCCGAUGAGGCCGACCUCGGAUUUGAACAUUUUUGUGUUUGCUCUGUUCAAUGAAAAUAUGAAGCCUGGACCGGCCUCGGAGAGGAAUUACGGACUGUUCAAGCCUGACGGAACGCCGGUCUAUCCGCUUGGAUUUUCAAACGACGUCGGUACUACUAAUUCUAGCUCCGGUAGUUCGAAUACAAGUGGCUUUGGUACACGGCCGCCGAUGCCGUCCCCGCCGGCGAGCUCUUCCACGGGUUAUCUGUCUAUAUCUUCUUCUGCGGAAGAAGUAGCAGUACACAGCGUGUUGCUCUUUCUGUGCUUGGUAGUUUCGACUGCGAACUGAUCUUCGAAAGUUGAUUCCAUUUAGAACUUAAGAGGGCCUUCAAUGUAUGAUAGGAUAGGGGGAGAUCGAAUAACAUGGUGCUCCGGAGAUGGGAAAAGGCUCAGAUUUUGCUUUUACGUGUACGCAUCUGUGUUCUUUGGAAUCAUCAUCUUUUUUGUAUACCAUCACUAUAUCGAGAAAAGUUCAUCUACAGGAAAUUUAAUAUAGAGGAGGGGGUCCCACUCAUAGUAAAAUGACAGAGAUGCAUUGAAUUUCACCUCUUUUAGGCUGGCACUGAUGUGUUGUCUUGCUUUAUUCACUUUAUUAUUUUUGGGAUUGGCCUGGAGCUUUAGUUUCUGAAACCUUUUUUUUUUAAUAUAUAUAAAUAUAUAUAUUUAUCGUAGGCUGUUAACGUGUGCCAGUAGAGAGAG
Ilex paraguariensis (yerba mate) is the source of this 1715-nucleotide messenger RNA. The record is from the annotation of a GenBank genome assembly. NCBI's taxonomy places the organism in Eukaryota, Viridiplantae, Streptophyta, Magnoliopsida, Aquifoliales, Aquifoliaceae.